UUCCUUUCACCAUUGCUGAGAGCGCUUGUGUUUGCUCUCUUGCUCCCUGUCAAUGUAAUGGAACAUAAAAUGGACUGAACAAAUUUUCCACGCUGUACCUUCAUUUUAUAUGGAAGAACACUUCAUGAGUUAGGGCAUCAGACCCGUUUCAUUGUCCAACAUUUGAUGGUCUACAUUGGCUUCUGUCUCUAAAAUGGCAACUGCCUCUUUCCGUCAUGGAGUGACCAUCGCUGGAGCUAUCCUGCUGGUGACGGGGACGCUGUGUUUUGCCUGGUGGAGUGAUGGCGAGAUGGGGGCCACCACAUCUAGCAGUGACUUGAAGGUCAUGCCUCAUGGAGAAGCUGAAUCGGUGACAAGUUCUUCCUCCAAUGCAGUACUCAGGUCCAUCAGCUUCUUCUGUUGUGGAAUUGGUGGGCUCCUUCUCCUGUUUGGCCUCCUGUGGUCAGCCAAUGCGGGAAUAGUUUCCCGGCACUAUCAAUACCAUUUUCCCAGGGAUCUUCAUUACUCCACCGUUGAGCCUCUUGAAAAACAGACCUGCAGCACCUGGGAAGCCAGCACUAUUCCUACCUAUGAAGAAGCCUUGAGUUGCCAGCCUGCUCAAAAUGCCCUAAACGAUACACAGUCUCAUAUCUUAAAGGAAAACGGGCCACCCUUGUAUCAAGUCGUGGAUGAAAACAACACAUGGCAUGGCAGCCGUCCGGGCAGUUCCUCCGAUAGCGUUUUGUUUCGGAAUAGUCUGCCAAGGCUGGAGUCCGGAUCCUGGGAUGAAGCAAGCGUCGUUUGUGACACUCCACCACCUAGCUAUGAGAGUAUCAGCUCAUGCGAAGGAUGAUCUAGGGACCCCGUUCGCCAUUGCUUGAGAAUCUCUAGAUAGCGACUGACGUCUUUUCUUUAAAUUAAUUGAUUGUGACAAGCUGGAGUAGAAAAGGGGAAAUAGCUACCAAAAUACGAACCAUUGUGUUGUCUUUUGUAUGAGCUGAUGCCAAAUUAUGGGAGAAUAAUGUCUCAACAUUGCUUUUAAGUGUGUGGCUAAUAUCUAUGGCAGUCAGCCUUAUGUAUCCAGAUGCUUUGGAGAAAAAUCCAAAGUAUAUGGAAAAUUUGACCUUCAGUGAAGUAGGAGUAUUGCUUAAAUACGGUUACACCAAAACAGGACUACAAGGGCAGUACACAGUGAAUUCAGCAAACUGGACUCAAUGGUAUUUGGAAAACACAGUGUUCUGAAACAUUCUUAGGGAAAUUAUUAUCAAUUAACAAUGAUAUAGAUUUCAUAGGCAUAGUGGGUUAUAGGCAUCCAGAUU
Messenger RNA from Elgaria multicarinata webbii, 1298 nucleotides. It is a transcript of the gene TMEM61, whose product is annotated as transmembrane protein 61. NCBI's taxonomy places the organism in Eukaryota, Metazoa, Chordata, Lepidosauria, Squamata, Anguidae. The transcript has 3 exons. The record is from RefSeq and is a predicted model, not a curated record. The coding region runs from base 194 to 832 and encodes 212 amino acids.